Rhodotorula graminis WP1 is the source of this 1136-nucleotide messenger RNA. RefSeq lists its product as uncharacterized. The coding region runs from base 1 to 1035 and encodes 344 amino acids. The record is from RefSeq and is a predicted model, not a curated record. The transcript has a single exon. NCBI's taxonomy places the organism in Eukaryota, Fungi, Basidiomycota, Microbotryomycetes, Sporidiobolales, Sporidiobolaceae. Gene Ontology annotation, biological process: translation. Gene Ontology annotation, molecular function: RNA binding; structural constituent of ribosome. Gene Ontology annotation, cellular component: cytosolic large ribosomal subunit; ribosome.
AUGAAGACCGCACGCGCCAUCGUGCGCACCGCCAACCUCGCCGCCGCCCCUCGCCCCAGCCCUCCCUCGACCUCGACCUCGUCCUCCUCCUUCCCCCUCGCCUUCAUCGGUCCCGGCGCACCCCGCUCCGUCUCGUCGUCGUCCGCCGCAGCCGCGUCCGCCAAGGCCCAGGGCAAGGCCGCCGCAGCACCAGCUCCCGCUGCCGCACCGGUCGAGCUCCCCGCCAACGUCUCGUACGGCCAGACGGCGCGCUCCCGGCUGCGCGACCACUACGACGCGUCGCUCUCGCACGACCUCCUGUACCUCCUGUACUCGCACCCGACCCACGUCGAGGCCCAGACGGGCCGCCUCCCCGACCCCUUGUCGCGCUCGCCCGUGUGGAACCCGGCCAACCCGUACGCGAGCGGGCGCGCGGCGCCGCCGCGCCCAAAGGGCAACCGGUACCUCGUGCCCAACCCGUCGUACACGUCGCCCGACGCCGUCCCGCAACUCGAGUCGAUCACGGUCGAGUGCAUGACCAAGACGGCCGUCGGCGUCAAGAGCAACCUGCUGCCCGUCAUCAUGGCCUUCCAGGCCAUCACGGGCGAGCCGCUCCAGAGCAAGCACCCGGGCGCGUACGGCCCCGGUUCGGGCAAGGGCAUCGUCGUCACCAAGUCGACCAAGAAGUCGGCGUCGUUCAAGAUCCGCGCCGGCGCGCCGACGGGCGUCAAGGUCGAGCUCAAGGGCGAGCAGAUGUACACCUUCCUCGAGUCGGUCGUCGAUUUCGUCCUCCCGCGCCUCAAGACGUUCAACGGGAUCCCGCUCCCGGCCGCGUCGCACCCGCGCCAGUCCAUGUCGUCGACGUCGGGCGUCGUCGCGUUCGGCCUCCCGCCAGAGGCCAUGGGCCUCUUCCCGCAGGUCGAGGUCAACCUCGACCAGUACCCGCGCGCGUACGGCAUGAACAUCUUUUGCGUCACGAGCGCAAAGGGCCGCGGCGCGCAGGACCAGGCGCGCGCGCUCCUGUCGGGCAUGGGUCUCCCGUUCGUCAAGCGGUGAGCGAGGGCGCGGGCGCGGGCUGCGGGCGUGCAUGUGCGCGAGGGGUUUGGGGCGCGGUCGUCGUCGUCGUUGUACUAUUCGCAAGUCCAGGCUCUCUCAUG